AUGCCUUCCGUUGCUGCGGACGCCAUCCACGCAGUUGGAACAGUCUUCUGGACAGCUGUUUAUUUUGUUUAUUAUCUAUUCAAAGGAAGACAAGAAUGGAAAUGUGAGAAGAACAGCCAACCAGUUAUUCAAUACUGCUGUGUCGAUGGAACUCCGUGCUCGGAUCAUCAGUCGAAUGGAGUGAGAUUCAGAAAGAAUCCACCAGCGACGAAUGGCUACAGUAAUCAGGAACAUCAUAAUCACAACUCGACACCCAAAUCAUAUUAUUCUGAGAAUGCAGGUAUUCGUGGAUUCUUCAAAUCUCUAUGGAACAAUGUCAAGAAAGGAUCCGUUAAAGUAUGGGAAUUUUCAAAGAAGGCGGGAAGGAAGCUGUGGAAUUGGAUCAAGUAUGGAGCUCAUUUUUUGUGGAAAGUGAUCAAAUGUGUGUUCGGAAUGAUUUACGCAUUUAUUGUUUCUAAUAAUGUACCAUCUCAAACUCUCCCAUCUACCCCAAAACCAUACAAGGCAACUCCAUCGUCUCCAAGUUAUAAUAAGGUUUCUUUCGAAUAUCCACCUGACAAGUUGAACGAAGCUGAACUGAGAACAGCUACAAAGCAAGAGAUUGAAGAUGAAGAACCAGACGAGCCGACAAUUUACGAAGACGUUCCGAAGAGAGAGGAGCCAUCAAUAAAAGUACCAGACACUUCGGAAUCAUUUUACUACGAACGAGUUUUUGAGGAACCGAAACAGGAGCAAGUCAUUUCUGAACCACCAAGAGAAAAAUCAGUUCCACCACCGCCUCCACCGCCUCCACCUCCGAAACCAGUUUCUCGAGAGCCAAGCCGUGCUCGUUCGAUGACUCCAGGAGCAAGAGAAAGAAGAGAAGUGAAGGGAGGAAUUGGUGGAUUCAAGUCUGAUAUAAUGGAUGAACUCGAAGAACAACAAAGAGCUCGUCAAGAGAGAGCAUCAGUGAAUCGAGAAAUGACACAGAGCUGUCAUCCGGAUAUGGCACAAUGGAAAGCCAAUGAAGUUGUUGAUAGAUCAGCCAAUUCAACACCAUGGAGAGCAUCUUCUGUUGGUCCAACGAUGCGUCGUUUAGAACAAGUUGUUAGUCGAGUUGAAGGAGAUGAUCAGAAGGAGGCGAACUUUGUUUUCAGGCCACAAAAGAUUGUACAUUCUUCGGAAGAAUAUCAAAAUAGAAACAAACAACACUCGGACAAUGGUUUUAUGAUGGGAAGAAGUGUAUUCUCACCAGUGGAGGAAGCCGAACAAAUGCGAAAAGACAUCAAUAGCAAACAACAGAGCUACAGUAGUCCUCAAUAUCAAAGUGGAAACUGGAUGGAGGGACAACGAUCAAGACAAAUCAAUGCCAGUAGCGAGUCAGCAGUUAUUAAAAGCUUUCGCGACGAGACCACCGCUAAUUUUACUGUAGUAUUACGAUCAUCCAAUCCGUUUGGAAGUGCCGCCUACAAAUCAUCUCCAUAUGCUUCUCAUACAGCUCGCCGCAGCAAAACUCCAAUCAGAAAUCCAGAAGCGGAAGGUGGUGUUGAGUCAAUCGCUAGACAAUGGCCUCCAGUAAGCAACGCAACGGCAGCAGUUGGAAAUGCACGGAAUGAUUGGGUUGGAAGAAGCAUGAGAGGAGUUGAAGAGAAUGACGAUGGAUUGGUUAUGACCAUGUGUAGACGUGUUGUCGAGAAGAAAAAAGAUGAGAAUUGGAAGUGGAGAGAUGAAAGUGGAAGACUUCUUGAUGAGAGACAUAACAACACAUGGAAGGGAGAAUUGGAUACUCUCCUUCGAGACGGACCAAAUGAAGGAAGACAUUGGAGCAGAACUGUAGAGAAACUGCCAACUGGGGACACACGGUUCCAAGAUGUCAACAGACAAUACAACAAAGAAUUCGUUGUCGAAAGCAUCGUACGCAACUAUUGA
This is a messenger RNA of Caenorhabditis briggsae, 1908 nucleotides long. The record is from RefSeq and is a predicted model, not a curated record. The transcript has 13 exons. Lineage: Eukaryota; Metazoa; Nematoda; Chromadorea; Rhabditida; Rhabditidae. Bases 1 to 1908 code for a protein of 635 amino acids.